GAGCGGCGGGCUGCACGGGGCCGGUUAGGAAAGCGAGUAGAGCCCCACAGUUAGCUGGGGCCUGGGAAAGACCCUGCAAAACCCGCCAUCGGGUGGCUUAACCGUCAUCUACUGUUCCGGUUCUCUGGAUGAAGAAAUGUGAGUGCUGAGGUGCCAACACUCCGUUAAUGGUGAUAAGACACAGAGGCUCAUCGCCCCUGAUUUGAACGGUGCCUCGGUUCCGAGCAGCUGGGGGAGUGGGUGUGGAUCUGGUUUCUCCUUGUCACUGUCCAGAUAUUUAAUGUACAGUUCAAUCUGGGGAAAACAGAACCCCCCCCCCCCCAGCAAGUUUUAAAAAUGCGUGCUUCCAAUGGAACAAUGAUGAAAUUAGAGAAUGAGGAAUGCUGAUGUAAUAUACCAUGGAUGAUAUUUGCAUUGUACAAUGUUCACGUCAAAACAGUCCACAAUUACAAUGGCAACGGAGACAGAAAAUGCACGAGCUCUACUUAAAACAUUCAGUACAGCAUCGGUCAUCUCGAGCGUAGGCCUAGGAAUUUUCUGCUUCAUAUCAGAUCAGUGUUUACAAUUUUCUUUAAUACAGAACAAUUACUGGCUUAGGGCUCUUUCAGACAAUGCAGUGCAUGGUGUUAUUGGACUGUGGUCUUGGGCCAUUGUGGUUGGAUUGAGAAAGAAGAGUGAUUUUUAUGAAGUGCUUCUAGCUGGAUUUCUGUCUUCUGUCGUUGAUGUUGAUCACUUCCUUGCAGCUGGAUCCAUGUCUCUCAAGGCUGCGUUGCAUCUGCCACAGAGGCCUGCACUGCACUGUUCUACAGUGAUAGCCGUAGUGGCUUUUUCAAUGAAACUUGCUAUGUGGUUAUUUAGACUUAAAGAUUCUUGGUGUUUUCUGCCAUGGAUGGUGACCAUUUCUUGGGUUUCUCAUCAUGUCCGUGAUGGUGUUCGACAUGGACUUUGGUUCUGCCCCUUUGGAAAUACAGCCCCUGUGCCAUAUUGGACCUACAUAGCAAUUACAGCUUCAUUCCCUCACCUUUGCUCUGUUCUUAUGUAUGUCACAGGUACUAGAGAAACAAUGUCCAUGUCCCAUGGAAUUGCAAUUGAUGUAUAACUGCCUAUGUAAAUUGUGAUUUCUUGUUUAAGCUUACCACACUGAGCUGGAUGUAUUUUCAUGAACUAACUACUGACCAACACUUUUGUGAAACUACUUGUGUAUCAGCAAUAUGCUGUGUAUAAUGUUUUAGGAUAUAGUUUUUUUUCUCUGAUUUAAACAGCUAGAGUUUUUUAAAUUUGUGUUUCAUCACAGUUUCUGUUGUAACGUGAUCAAUGGUUCACAAGACUGUAGCUGUUUAAAUUAACUGCAGUGCAAACAUAUUGUGAUUGAAGGUUAGAAUGAGAUAAAGUUUUAUUAUUUAUAAUUAAAGACACUCAGUUUGGUUGUGCUGGUUUGUUGAAAAUAGGUGAAGAAUUGUUAUAGCAUCAGCCAUCAAUGUGCCAAAUAGGAAAAUAAGUGUCGUAAUUUAUGUACAGUUGAUCUCUUAACAGAAUGAACAUCCUUGCUUGUAUAUUGCUAAAAAGAGAAGGAAGUUAAAGCUUUUUGUCUCCUACUAAUCAGGCGUAGGAUGCAACAAAUAGACUUGGGGAGAAAAGUGACACAAUUAUAUACAGCAUGAGAAGAGAAUGUUGAUUGUGCCACAUUUGGCACAGAGGUGCAGCAAGAACGGUUUACUGUAAAUCUUAAUUCUUAGACUAGGCACUCUAGCUUCUGAUUGGUUUGGGUGUUAGUUUGGAGAUGAAACAGAUUGGCCCCUUUUAUGAAAGGGGAGCAAUGUAUGUACAAAUUCCUUUUUCCUGCAUUGGUCUCCAGUGUAACUAGUCUGAGUAAGCCUCUGAAGUGUAUCUCCCAUUGAUAUUCUCACUGCAUCUCCAUGCCAUAAUGGCCUAACUCUUUUCUCAUUUGUAUUAAAAUGGUGUUUUUUUUUUCCCAAGUCUGUUCUUUGUGUCCUAGUUUCAAUGAAUGUGGUGAAUUUCUGACAGAAAUCUUCAAUUUCUUGUCUCCUUUUAGCAAUGUUUAAGUUCUUUACUGCCAAGGAAUUACCUGUGUUUUAUGGUUACUAAAUUUGUUAUAAUUUCAAAUUAAAAUGAAUUUAGACAAAG
This is a messenger RNA of Stegostoma tigrinum, 2145 nucleotides long. RefSeq names its product transmembrane protein 267 (gene tmem267). The transcript is spliced from 3 exons. The record is from RefSeq and is a predicted model, not a curated record. Lineage: Eukaryota; Metazoa; Chordata; Chondrichthyes; Orectolobiformes; Stegostomatidae. The coding region runs from base 422 to 1099 and encodes 225 amino acids.